GAGUUGUCGGCUGGGAAAUGGCGGCCGCGGGCUUGGUCGCUGUGGCCACGGCUGCAGAGUACUCUGGCGCUGUAGCGUCGGGAGGUAACCUCUCCGGUGUUAACUGCGGCCCAAGCUCCGGAGCAGGUACUGGUCCUGGCCCGGGUUCGUGGAGCCGCUCCCUCGAUCGAGCGCUAGAGGAGGCGGCUGUGACCGGGGUGCUGAGCCUGAGCGGCCGGAAACUGAGGGAGUUUCCCCGGGGAGCGGCCAACCAUGACCUGACGGACACCACCCGGGCGGAUCUGUCACGAAAUCGCCUCUCAGAAAUUCCCAUAGAAGCAUGUCAUUUCGUUUCUCUUGAGAAUCUCAACUUAUACCAAAAUUGUAUUCGGUAUAUACCAGAAGCAAUUCUAAACCUACAAGCUCUAACAUUCUUAAAUAUUAGUCGGAACCAGCUGUCAACAUUGCCAGUACAUUUGUGUAAUUUACCAUUGAAAGUCUUAAUUGCUAGUAAUAACAAAUUGGUGUCACUUCCAGAAGAAAUUGGACAUCUCAGACAUUUAACAGAACUUGAUGUGAGCUGCAAUGAAAUUCAAACAAUACCUUCCCAAGUUGGUAAUUUGGAGGCCCUAAGAGAUCUUAACGUCAGAAGAAAUCACUUAUUACGUUUGCCUGAAGAGCUGGCAGAGUUGCCUUUGAUACGGUUCGACUUCUCCUGCAAUAAAAUUACAACAAUCCCCGUUUGUUAUCGGAACCUCAGGCACCUACAGAUGAUCACCCUAGAUAACAAUCCACUACAGUCUCCUCCUGCACAGAUAUGUAUAAAAGGCAAAGUCCACAUAUUUAAGUACCUGAACAUACAGGCUUGUAAGAUUGCUCCAGAUCUUCCAGAUUAUGAUAGGAGACCCUUGGGUUUUGGCUCCUGCCAUGAAGAAAUGUACUCAGGACGCCCUUAUGGAGCCCUUGAUUCAGGUUUCAAUAGUGUGGACAGUGGUGAUAAGAGAUGGUCAGGAAAUGAACCUACAGAUGAAUUUUCAGAUCUGCCUCUUCGAGUAGCAGAAAUUACUAAAGAACAAAGACUACGAAGAGAAAGCCAGUACCAGGAGAAUCGCAGCAGUUUAGUAGUAACAAAUGGUGGAGUGGAACAUGAUCUGGAUCAGAUCGACUACAUCGACAGCUGUACUGCAGAGGAGGAAGAAGAUGAGAUGAGACAGCCCAAGGGCCUGGACUCAGACAGCCUCAGUUCCCAGUUUAUGGCAUAUAUUGAACAACGGCGAAUCUCUCAUGAGGGUUCACCCAUAAAGCCAGUACCUCUGAGAGAGUUUCAAAAAACAGAAGACAUGAGAAGAUAUUCACAUCAAAACAGGGUUUCAUCUGAGCCAUCUUCUCUCAUGUCACUGUCACCAAGUCACAGUCAGUUAUCACAUGCAGACUUGGAAAUUCUUCGGAGAAGAGAACAAUUAGUAGAGCGUACUCGGAGAGAGGCACAGCUUGCGGCCCUACAGUAUGAGGAAGAGAAAAUAAGGACCAAGCAAAUUCAAAGAGAUGCUGUCCUGGACUUUGUCAAGCACAAAGCAUCACAAAGUCCACAAAAACAGCAAUCCCCCUUAGAUGGUGAGUGUCCCUUCCCAUCCAGAAGGUCUCAGCACACUGAUGAUAGUGCCUUGUUAGUGUCGCUGUCAGGGUUGAAUGAAGUGGGCUGUGCUGCUACCCUGCCUCAUUCUUCUGCCUUCAUGCUUCUUAAGAACGAUGACAGAUCUAAUACCAUAUCAAGUUCACCUACAACAGAAACAGUUCAUCAUUCCCCUGCAUAUUCUUUUCCUGCUGCUAUUCAGAGAAACCAGGCCCAGCGCCCUGAAAGCUUCCUUUACCGAGCAGCUGUCAGGGCAGAAGCAAAUAAAGGUCAUGCUUCACCCCUUCUUUCAUCUUCUGCACCUCCCACUGACUCUGCAGAUCCCAUAACAAGACCCAAUUCAAGACAGAGAGAAGAAGAGCUGGAAUUAAUGGAUCAACUACGGAAACAUAUUGAGUACCGGUUGAAAGUAUCACUGCCUUGUGAUCUGGGAGCAGCUCUAACCGAUGGUGUUGUUCUUUGCCAUUUGGCCAAUCAUGUGCGGCCUCGAUCUGUCCCAAGCAUCCAUGUCCCUUCACCAGCUGUACCUAAAUUAACAAUGGCAAAAUGCAGGCGGAAUGUGGAGAAUUUCCUAGAAGCUUGCAGAAAAAUUGGUGUACCUCAGGAGCAAUUAUGUUUGCCUCUCCACAUUUUAGAAGAGAAAGGUUUGAGCCAGGUUGCGGUGACGGUCCAGGCUCUCCUGGCACUUGCCCCCCCCAAGCAGCAGCACCCGUCAUCUGCUGUGUAAGGACCCCCAGCACCUGGGCGUUGGCCUGGCCAAACCGGAGCAGGACGCGAUUGCUGCUGCCAGCCGUCUGCUUAAACAAAGCUCUUAAGUGUUCUUAAAAAGGACUGUUUCCAUGAUUCCUAACAGGAAUAUUUUGCUUCAUGCCUCCAUUUUAGGGGAGGUUAUAUUCGUUUCCAUUGAACUGUUUAGGAAGACACGGUUGGUUUUCACAAAUGAAACUUAAUUCUGUCAUUACUGAGAACGCAACACUGAAGCCUAAACUGGCUGUGCUUUCCUAGACAGUAGGCUUGUCUCACAUACCAGAAAGAAACUCCUCAAAAGGCUAUUUAGCUCCCCUGAAAGCACAGACAUGCUAUUAUCUUUACCCAUUUCCUGUUUCUGGAGUCCUCUGGUUUCCAAACUGGUUGUUCAUUAGAAUCUCCUGGAGCAUUUGUUAAAAUGCAGAGUCUCAUUUGGUAGGUCUAAAGCGAGGCCUGGGUAUCUGCAUUUUCAACAGAUGUGGUAGAGACCACUGUCUCAAGCUAGAUAUUUGUAUGAUGUGGGGAGUAAUGACUCCACUCUAUCAGCCACAUUUAAAAUCAGAAGCUAUAUAUUAAGAUUAUUUGGACUGUCUG
Molecule: messenger RNA, 2953 nt
Organism: Prionailurus viverrinus (fishing cat)
Lineage: Eukaryota; Metazoa; Chordata; Mammalia; Carnivora; Felidae
Gene: LRCH3
Product: leucine rich repeats and calponin homology domain containing 3
Exons: 21
Coding region: 18-2339 (773 amino acids)
Molecular function (GO): protein binding
Source: RefSeq, a predicted model, not a curated record